Messenger RNA from Cylicostephanus goldi, 392 nucleotides. Lineage: Eukaryota; Metazoa; Nematoda; Chromadorea; Rhabditida; Strongylidae. The record is from the annotation of a GenBank genome assembly.
AUGUGUUUAGCGAAGAUCUGGUACAAAUCCGAAACGCAACUCACUGGUUACGGACUAAAUGAAAAUCUCACUAUGUUGGCUCAAGGAACGAAGGCUAUCUACCUCGGAAAUGCCUUAUUAGGUGUAGCUGGGUUCGAGUUUGCAUAUGACUAUGUAGUGAAUCUGAUGGGAGAGCAUGGCUGUCAGCCUUCGGAUGAUCGUCGGUGGUGCGUCCUGCUCGACGAGCAUGGUUAUGUCUUUUAUAGUAAUCAGAAAGACAUCUCAUACGAAGAUUACUUAGAGGAUCCCAUCAACAAAGGGAAACAUAUUAGUCAAUGGUUCGGAGGAAUAAAUCGGGUGUCACAACGAGCAAUGGCCCUAUUAGUGGAAAAAAGGUUUUAUAUCAAGUGAGU